Molecule: messenger RNA, 708 nt
Organism: Brassica napus (rape)
Lineage: Eukaryota; Viridiplantae; Streptophyta; Magnoliopsida; Brassicales; Brassicaceae
Exons: 2
Coding region: 159-536 (125 amino acids)
Source: RefSeq, a predicted model, not a curated record
GAAGGGGAACACCACUCCAGUAACCUUCUCAAACAUUUUCUUAUAAAUAUCUCUAAUCAUUCCAAAAUAUUAGACACUUUUACGAUUAGAUUCAGAUUUAAAUUAAAAAUAAUAAUAAAAAGGGAAGAAAAGGGUUCAGGUGAGGAGUGGUGUAGGGCAUGAAAUUCUUACUGGAGCUCGUCGUGCCUUGCUUUGGUUCGCAGCAGUUCCACCACUCCGCCGCAACCGUGGAUGAUUCCAUUUCAGGCGAAACGCAGUCGCUAAUGAAACAGCGAAGGCGGCGGAAACGCGUCAGAGUUGCGGGCCAACCGGGACAAGAGUGGAGACCGUCCCUCAGUGUGAUCUCCGAGCACAAGCCGGCGAUAACUGAGAAAUCGGAAGAAGAGAGGAAAUCCCCUCGGAAAAGUGAAGUCAGCGGCGGAGACUCCUCGUACCGAUCCGGUGGUAGUCAUGUUCGUUUCAGCAGUGACGGUUUGGGGAGUAAUGAUUUUGAACCAGUAAUUCCGACAUUCUCACCGACCCCGUUUAUGUUUUGAGAUUCACUUUCUUCGUAAAGUUUGUUUAUGUAUAUAAAUAUUAUGUAUAUAUAUAUUUGAUAUUAACUAGUAACUGCCACCGAUAUAUAAGCAUAUAUCAAUAAAUAUGUUUGUUGAUGAAAAAAAAAGUUUGUUUAUCAAUGUUGAAUGUUAAGUUUAUCUGCUUACCCUA